ACAAAUCCUAGAAAUGCGCCUGAACGAAAAGACCAAAAUCCUGGGCCGCAGGACCAUCCUGGUGCCCUACGAAGCCCGCCACGUGCCGAAGUACCACGACUGGAUGAGCAACGCGGAACUGCGCCAGCUGACCGCCUCCGAGGAGCUGACUUUGGACGAGGAGUAUGCGAUGCAGCGGAGUUGGCGGCAGGACGACGACAAGCUCACCUUCAUCAUCCUGGAUGCGGAGCUCUAUGCCCGCGACCGGGACGAAAUAUCCGCCAUGGUGGGCGACACCAAUCUCUUCCUGCACCAAGAUCCGGAUACCGAUCAGCGGGUGGCCGAGGCGGAGAUCAUGAUUGCGGAACCGGAGGCGAGGGGCAAGGGAUUCGGCCGGGAGGCCAUGCUCCUCAUGCUCAAGUACGCCCAGUUGCAGUCCCACCUGAAGCUAGACAAAUUCGAAGUCAAGAUCGACAUGGAUAAUACUACAUCCCUGCAUUUAUUCGAGAGUUUCAGGUUUGUGGAGACUGCUCGCGUGGAGGUCUUCCACGAGGUCACCCUGGAGCGACCCAUCACUGCGGAUUGGACCAGCUGGCUGGACCAACAGGUGGAGCCACGAAUUGAAAGCUAUUAGGGGAAUAAUUUCUAGACUUGUUCAACUGCAUUUGACAAUAAAAUAUUCACAUU
Drosophila takahashii is the source of this 666-nucleotide messenger RNA. It is a transcript of the gene Mnat9, whose product is annotated as microtubule-associated Nat9. The record is from RefSeq and is a predicted model, not a curated record. Lineage: Eukaryota; Metazoa; Arthropoda; Insecta; Diptera; Drosophilidae. Gene Ontology annotation, molecular function: N-acetyltransferase activity.